Molecule: messenger RNA, 2268 nt
Organism: Microthlaspi erraticum
Lineage: Eukaryota; Viridiplantae; Streptophyta; Magnoliopsida; Brassicales; Brassicaceae
Source: the annotation of a GenBank genome assembly
AUGCAAGGGGAAACUUAUCGAGUCUUCUGCGUCGGAACCGUCGAUACGAAGCUUGAUGAGCUACGAUUCCUCGCCGGAUCAGUUCGAUCUAAUAUCGGCGCCUUCUCGAACAACUCAUCUUCCAAGGUUGAGGUUGUGAUUGUGGAUGUUUCGGCGAGUGCUGAUCAUAAGGGGAUUGAGAAUGUUGCGGACUUUGCAUUUGUAACAAGACAACAACUUCUCUCAUACUAUUUUGGAUCUACCGAGAAAGUGGAACUUCCCGAUGAUAGAAGUGAGGCAGUUAGUGUGAUGAGUAAAUGUCUUGAGAAGUUUCUAAGGCAAGCUCUUGAGGAGAAAUCUCUUGGUGGAGCAAUAGGUCUUGGCGGAAGCGGAGGAACGUCGCUCAUAUCAUCUGCUUUUAGGACUCUUCCGAUUGGGAUCCCAAAGGUCAUUGUGUCGACUGUGGCCAGUGGUCAAACCGAGCCUUAUGUUGGGACAUCAGAUUUGGUCUUAAUCCCGUCCGUAGUAGAUGUCUGUGGGAUCAACAGUGUUAGCAGGGUGGUGUUUUCAAAUGCUGGGGCUUCUUUCGCGGGUAUGGUAGUCGGGAGGCUUGAGACGUUUAGAAGCUCUCCAAGCGAGGAGAAGGGGAAAUGUACAGUGGGUGUAACUAUGUUUGGGGUAACAACUCCCUGUGUAGAGGCAGUUCAACAAAUAUUGACUAGAGAAGGCUAUGAGACACUUGUGUUUCAUGCCACUGGUGUCGGUGGCAAAGCAAUGGAAUCUCUGGUUAAACAAGGUUUUAUACAGGGAGUUAUGGAUAUUACAACAACCGAGGUUGCCGACCAUUUAGUUGGAGGGGUGAUGGCAUGUGAUAGUUCCCGUUUCGAUGUUAUCAUAGAAAAAGAAGUACCGUUGGUGUUAAGUGUUGGUGCCUUAGACAUGGUGAACUUUGGUAGCAAAGAUACAAUACCGUCUCACUUACAAACGAGAAAGAUUCAUGUCCACAAUGAACAGGUUUCACUCGUCCGAACAACAGCAGAAGAGAAUAAAAUUUUUGCAAGGUUUAUUGCAGAUAAACUGAACAAAUCAACAUCAAAAGUGAGGGUUUGCCUUCCAGAGAAAGGUGUCUCAGCACUGGAUGCUCCAGGGAUGCCUUUCUGCGAUCCAGAAGCCACUGGCGCUCUCAUAAGUGAACUGCAGAGGCUUAUUCACCCAAGUGAAGACAGAGAGGUCAAUAGAUAUUCUCACCACAUCAAUGACCCUGAGUUUGCAGAGGCAUUGGUUGCUUCAUUCCUUGAGGUCUGUCCGAAAACCAACGCAGAAAUCAAACCCUCUGAAACGGCUUCAACUAAACCUAGCAUUGGAGAGCCUGAUGCUGGACAUGCGUCUGAAACAAUGUUGAGGACUGAAAGGAUUCCAUAUAGUCCCAAAGAUUUCCCCAAGGCAAAACCAGAAACCCUUGAACGAACUCAGACCAUUUUGAGACGGCUAAGAGAUCAGAUAGAGAAGGGAGUACCAAUAAUUGGGGGAGGUGCUGGUACGGGAAUAUCUGCAAAGUUUGAGGAAGCUGGUGGGAUUGAUUUGAUAGUGAUAUACAAUUCUGGACGUUUCCGUAUGGCUGGGAGAGGAUCCUUGGCAGGCUUACUUCCAUUUGCUGAUGCCAAUGCAGUCGUGCUUGAAAUGGCUAAUGAAGUUUUGCCAGUAGUGAAGGCGGUGCCUGUUCUUGCUGGGGUAUGCGCGACCGAUCCAUUUCGACGUAUGGAGUAUUUUCUGAAGCAGUUGGAGUCCAUUGGGUUUGUUGGAGUCCAGAACUUUCCAACUGUCGGUCUCUUUGAUGGUAAUUUUAGACAGAAUCUCGAGGAGACGGGAAUGGGAUAUGGGCUGGAAGUUGAAAUGAUCUCAGAAGCGCAUAAAAUGGGGCUAAUGACCACUCCAUAUGCUUUCAACCCGAAAGAAGGAGAAGAAAUGGCGAAAGCAGGAGCUGAUAUAAUAGUAGCACACAUGGGUCUUACGACAGCCGGGAAUAUUGGGGCCAAAACCGCAGUCUCAUUAGAAGAAAGCGUUGUCCGUGUACAAGCUAUUGCAGAUGCUGCUCGUAGAUUCAACCCGGACAUCAUCGUGCUCUGCCAUGGAGGCCCGAUAUCGGGGCCAGAGGAGGCUGAGUUUGUGUUGAAGAGAACAAAGGGCUGUGUGCAUGGCUUCUAUGGAGCAUCAAGCAUGGAGAGGCUACCUGUAGAGCAAGCUAUAACAAGCACUGUUCAAAAGUACAAGUCCAUUGCGAUCAAGUGA